Molecule: messenger RNA, 5553 nt
Organism: Ictalurus punctatus (channel catfish)
Lineage: Eukaryota; Metazoa; Chordata; Actinopteri; Siluriformes; Ictaluridae
Product: titin
Exons: 27
Coding region: 69-4652 (1527 amino acids)
Biological process (GO): cell surface receptor signaling pathway
Molecular function (GO): transmembrane signaling receptor activity
Source: RefSeq, a predicted model, not a curated record
AGAAACCCAGGAAGUGUUGAGGCUUUAACACAGACAUUUCUCAUUCAGUCAGUCAUCAGUGUGACAGGAUGGAGCUCCGUCCACUCUGUGUGUUUGUCUUGCUGAUGGGACUCAUCCACUGCACAACAGCAGGGAGUCCUAAAGCUGUGGUGACCAUAAAGCCUGAUAAACAUGUGUUCAGAGGAGAGACUGUGACUCUCAGAUGUGAAAUACAGGGAGGAGGAGACACUGAGUGGACAUACAGCUGGUAUAAGAAAUAUAACACACUCUACCCAUACCGCAGAACACAGGAGUUCAGCUUCAGCUCAGUUAUAAAUGAUGACAGUGGUGAAUACACCUGCAGAGGGAGGAGAAGCAGUGACUCUCAGAACUCAGAGAUCAGUGCUCCUGUUACACUCACUGUAUCAGAAAAACCUAAACCUGAACUCACACCAAGUCGUGAAGGAGCUGCACUGACAGGAAACUCAGUGACUCUGUCAUGUACACUGAAGCUGCAGUCUGCUGGAUGGAAGUUUUACUGGAUCAAACCCACACAGAGUACUGAGACUGAGACUGAGACUGAGACACAUUCCUACAUCUACAUCAGCUCAGUUAGAGUCUCUGAUGGGGGUCAGUACAGUUGCAGAGCUGGAAGAGGAAACCCAGUCUACUACACACACUACAGUGAUGCACUCUGGGUAAACGUUACUGAGAGUCCUAAACCUGAGCUGAUUAUAAAGCCUUAUACACAGGUGUUCAGAGGAGAGAGAGUGACUUUCAGGUGUGACAUACAGGGAGGAGACACUGAGUGGACAUACGACUGGUAUAGGUAUAACACACACUACCCAUCCCUCACAGCACAGGAGUUCAGCACCAGCGAUUAUGACAGUGGUAAAUACACCUGCAGAGGGAGGAGAAGUGACUCUCAGAUCUCGAAGAUGAGUGAUCCUGUUAUACUCAGUGUAUCAGAAAAACCCAAACCGACUGUGAGAGUGAAUCCUCAGAGCUCCGUCUACACUGGAGACAGAGUUACUCUGACCUGUAAUCUGAAGUCUACUGGAUGGACUUUUCUCUGGUACAAAGAUUAUCAGGAAUCAAUUCCCCUGUCUCCUGGAACCAGAAACACCAACACACUCAGUGUAACAGUCUCUAAUGAAGGAGGAACACAGUACUACUGUAAAGCACGCAGGGGAAACUACGACUCAGAGAUCAGUGAUCCAGCCACAAUUACAGUGAGAGUGAGACCUAAAGCUGUGGUGACCAUAAAGCCUGAUAAACAUGUGUUCAGAGGAGAGACUGUGACUCUCAGUUGUGAAAUACAGGGAGGAGGAGACACUGAGUGGACAUACAGCUGGUAUAAGAAAUAUAACACACUCUACCCAUACCGCAGAACACAGGAGUUCAGCUUCAGCUCAGUUAUAAAUGAUGACAGUGCUGAAUACACCUGCAGAGGGAGGAGAAGCAGUGACUCUCAGAGAUCAGAGAUCAGUGAUGCUGUUACACUCACUGUAUCAGAAAAACCUAAACCUGAACUCACAUCAGAUCUUAAAGGAGCUGCACUGACAGGAAACUCAGUGACUCUGUACUGUACAAUGAUGCCGCAGUCUGCUGGAUGGAAGUUUUACUGGAGCAAACACACACGGAGCACUGAGACUGAGACUGAAACACACUCCUACACCAUCUACUCAGUUAGAGUCUCUGAUGGGGGUCAGUACAGGUGCAGAGCUGGAAGAGGAAACCCAGUCUACUAUACACACUACAGUGAUGCACUCUGGGUAAACGUUACUGAGAGUCCUAAACCUGAGGUGAUUAUAAAGCCUUAUACACAGGUGUUCAGAGGAGAGAGAGUGACUUUCAGGUGUGACAUACAGGGAGGAGGAGACACUGAGUGGACAUUCGAGUGGUAUAGGGACGAUAACACAUUCUACACAUCCCACACAACACAGGAGUUCAGCACCAGUGAUUAUGACAGUGGUAAAUACACCUGCAAAGGGAGGAGGAGAAGUGACUCUCAGAUCUCGAAGACGAGUGAUCCUGUUACACUCACUGUAUCAGAAAAACCCAAACCGACUGUGAGAGUGAAUCCUCAGAGCUCCGUCUACACUGGAGACAGAGUUACUCUGAACUGUAAUCUGAAGUCUACUGGAUGGACUUUUCUCUGGUACCGAGAUUAUUGGCAAUCAAUUCCCCUGUCUCCUGGAACCAGAAAGACCAAUGUACUCAGUGUAACAGUCUCUAAUGAAGGAGGAACACAGUACUACUGUAAAGCACGCAUUGGAAACUACGACUCAGAGAUCAGUGAUCCAGUUACAAUUACAGUGAGAGCGAGACCAAAGCCUGUAUUGAAAGUACAGCCAGCUGAGCGUGUGUUCAUUGGGGAAACCGUCACUCUCACAUGUGAGAUACAGACUGGAGAAUCCUGGCGUUACCUCUGGUAUAGAAAUAAUGAAGAACUCAGUGAUGCUGCAGGAAAGAAAACAUACACAAUCACUGAUAUUAAAGAGUUUAAUAAAGGUGAUUAUACAUGUAAUGGAACAAAGUCAUCAGACCCUAAAUACACACAGACCAGCGAUGGUGUUACACUGACUGUAUCAGAAAAACCUAAACCUGAACUCACAUCAGAUCUUAAAGGAGCUGCACUGACAGGAAACUCAGUGACUCUGUCCUGUACAAUGAUGCCGCAGUCUGCUGGAUGGAAGUUUUACUGGAUCAAACCCACACAGAGCCCUGAGACUGAGACUGAAACACACUCCUACAUCUACAUCAGAUCAGUUAGUGUCUCUGAUGGAUUUCAGUACAAGUGCAGAGCUGGAAGAGGAAACCCAGUCUACUACACACACUACAGUGAUGCAUUCUGGGUAAACAUUACUGAGAGUGCUAAAGCUGUGGUGACCAUAAAGCCUGAUAAACAUGUGUUCAGAGGAGAGACUGUGACUCUCAGAUGUGAAAUACAGGGAGGAGGAGACACUGAGUGGACAUACAGCUGGUAUAAGAAAGUUAACACACUCUACCCAUCCCGCACAACACAGGAGUUCAGCUUCAGCUCAGUUAGAAAUGAUGACAGUGCUGAAUACACCUGCAUAGGGAGGAGAAGCAGUGACUCUCAGAGCUCAGAGAUCAGUGAUGCUGUUACACUGACUGUAUCAGAUGCAGCAGAGGCAGUAGUGAGUGUGUCUCCACUGCGCUGGCUGACUGAAGGAGACUCAGUGACUCUAAGCUGUGAGGUUAAACACUCCUCUACAGGCUGGACAUUCAGCUGGUACACAGAGGUUCCCUCCAGAGACAGUCAGGGUUCCCUCAGGUACAGUACAGCGCUCCUCUCAGACAGCAGCAGAGGAUCUGGAGGCUCCUACACUCUCAGUCCUGUUACUGUGAAUCACACAGGAGUUUAUAUGUGCAGAGCAGAGAGAGGAGAACCAGUCUUUCACACACGGGACAGUAACCUACAGCCACUGUGCAUCACUGGUGAAUCUCCUCCAGUGUCUCUGAUCAUCAAUCCCAGCAGAACUCAACACUUUACUGCUGACUCUCUCUCACUGAGCUGUGAGGACCAGAGUGACUCUACUGGAUGGACAGUGAGAGGAUACACACACAGUGAGACAGUGUCUGAUUGUUCAUCAGUUUCAGGAUCUUCAUGUAACAUCAGCUCCCUCUCUACAUCACACACUGGAGUUUACUGGUGUCAGUCUGAAUCUGGAGGACGCAGUAAUCCUGUCAACAUCACAGUGCACCAUGGUCAUGUGAUCCUGGACAGUCCUGUCCAUCCUGUGACUGAGGGACAUCCUCUGACUUUACGCUGUUUAUCUCGCAACUCAAAUACCUCAGCUUCUGGUGUUGAUUUCUAUAAAGAUGGUUCAGUCCUGCAGAAGAAGACUACAGGAGAGAUGACCAUCAGUACUGUCUCAAAGUCAGAUGAAGGUUUCUACCACUGUAAACACCCAGAGAGAGGAGAGUCACCCAAAAGCUGGGUUUCGGUCAGAACUUCAGAUUCUGAAUCUACUGGUGUAAUUAUAGGACUGAGUUUGACCUUCGUGUUUGUCAUCUUAAUGAUCUUACUGAUCCUGCUGCUGCACUUCAAGAAGAAAAAAGGUGUAGAAUAUCAGACUCCUUCUCCAGUAAAUCAGGACACCAAUCAGCCUGCAGAUGGUGAGAACAUCUACGAAAAUGCUGAUAUCAGGACCACAGAUGAUUCUGCAGCUGGAACCAGCAAUAUGAUCCACUCACAGGAUGUCCACAGAUACAAGACACAAAAUGAUGCUGCUGGACUGAGUGAUGUGACUUAUGCUGAUAUUGAACUGAAAAACCAAAAGAAACCAAAGAGAAAACAAGGAAAGACCAGUGAGGGAGCUGACACUGUUUACUCAGAACUGAAGCAGAACACAGAUAAAGAUGCUGCUGCUGGACUGAGUGAUAUGACUUAUGCUAAAAUUGAACUGAAAAACCAAAAGAAGCCAAAGAGAAAACAAGGAAAGACCAGUGAGGGAGCUGACACUGUUUACUCAGAACUGAAGCAGAACACAGAUAAAGAUGCUGCUGCUGGACUGAGUGAUAUGACUUAUGCUAAAAUUGAACUGAAAAACCAAAAGAAGCCAAAGAGAAAACAAGGAAAAAGCAGUGUGGGAGCUGACACUGUUUACUCAGAACUGAAGCAGAUCACAGAUAAAGGUCCCUGAAGAAAGUUUAGAGUCUCCAAUCAAGAAUUGUUGAAACAGCUGAAGAACAUAUUUACACAUAUUUUAGGGGGCACAUUGUAGUGUUUGGAAAGCUUGGUUUUUGCUUAAUACAAAACUAAGCAUUGUACAAAUUCCUGAUAUGAAUGUUAAAGGAGGAACAGGAAGCAAUUUUAAAAUUAUAUUUCCUAUCGUUCACAGUUGGUCAGAACUGGUUUUAUCCAGGAUAAAUUAAGUUUCCAGUUUUCAUUCACUGGAUCAGUAUAAUUUAUAAGCUGGCAGUGUGGAUUACUAAGUGUUCACUUGUAUAUUGUAAUACUGAUCUUAAUGACACAUAAAACAUGAAUAAAAAGUAUAUAUUGUUUCACAGUAAAAACUAGAUUUUUCUUACAUAUUUCUGUCAACAUUUAAUUUCUUAUUGUAUGUGAAUUAUUUUAUUGAAGUCAAGAUUUAUUAAUGUAUUUUUGUUUAUUUACUCAGUUAUGCUAUUUACCUAUUAGUGGAAUAAUCAGAUAUUUUGUCUUCACUGCUUUAAACAGUCAAUAAUGCAGUAUUGUCUUUGAGUGAGCGGCUCAUGGACUUUUGGCACAUAGACUGAUAUUGUGUCUAAUUUUAUACCUUUAAUUUUUUUUUUGUUUAGUGCCUCUAUAAUAUGUAAAUUCAUAUUUAAAAAAAAAAAAUAUAUAUAUAUAUAUAUAUAUAAUACUAUAUAUAUUUCAUCCUAAAAAAUGUAAAGUAAUAGAUGUAAACAUUUUGAGUAAGAUAAUGUACUUUCUUUUGUUUUUCUCCUGUUUAUUGAUUUCAGUAUCCAGCAGGAUGUAUUAAAUUUUACAGGAACAAAAGAAAUAUAAGUCUGUAUACAUGCUGUGUGAAGAGCUUUGAAUAAAAAUGACUUUUAGCAAAA